This is a messenger RNA of Prinia subflava (tawny-flanked prinia), 4457 nucleotides long. It is a transcript of the gene LRRC56, whose product is annotated as leucine rich repeat containing 56. The record is from RefSeq and is a predicted model, not a curated record. Lineage: Eukaryota; Metazoa; Chordata; Aves; Passeriformes; Cisticolidae. The coding region runs from base 211 to 2076 and encodes 621 amino acids. The transcript has 14 exons. Gene Ontology annotation, molecular function: protein binding.
CGACCGCGGCCGCUCCCUGCCCGCCGCGCUGCCGCUCUGCCCCGGCACGGCCGGCAGGUAGGAGCCGGCCCGAGAGGAGAGAGGGACGGGGCGGAGGGCCCGGAGGACAUGGAACAAUUAAAUAACACUACGAGCACCUGUCAGUCAAGAUAAAUGAAGGCAAACGGCUGUGACUACUAAAUUAAAAUCUCUGUUGGAGAGGAAUGGGAAAUGAUGCAGAACAACAGUGGCAUUGGAAGAAAAGGCUCAUAUGAAGACCAGAAGACUGAUUUGAAUUGGCAAGGCAACCCAAAUCCCAGUCCGCUGAUUAAAGAUGAUGGAGAGCUGCUUAUGGAUGAACAUCUUUCCCCCAGGAAACUGAAAAUUUUGGCAGGGGUAGAUGACCUGCAGCAAGUGAAGGCCCUAGAGAUGCGAGUAGACACCAGAGAGAUCAGCUUGGGGAACUUUGGUGUGCAUCUGCCUAAUCUGAGAGAGUUGAAGUUGAACAAUAGCUUGCUUGCAUCUGUGAGGGAUCUUGGAACCUCAUUGUCCCAUCUCCGUGUCCUGUGGAUGGCUCGGUGUGGGCUCUCAGAUUUAGAUGGGAUCUCUUCCUGCAGCUCUCUGAAAGAACUCUACAUUGCUUAUAACAAUAUCUCUGACCUGAGCCAGCUGACCUGGCUGGAUCACCUUGAGGUUUUGGACCUGGAAGGGAACAACAUUGAGGACAUCAACCAGAUGCAGUACCUGCGACUUUGUUGCAAGCUAAGCCACGUGACAGUAGAGGGCAACUUUAUUUGCCUGAAGCCAAAUGCAGAAUCUACAGAGGACCCAGACUAUAAUUACAGAGCAGAAGUAAAAAAACUCAUUCCCCACUUGAAGUAUUUGGACAGAAUACCAACAAGCCAGACUGCUCUCCUUCCUUCCAAGAAGAUGCAUGAGGAUUCUCUAAUCAUCAAGGAAUCCAUCAAGGAAGGUGGUUUAGCCAAAGACAUUUCAUGGUUAGAUGCGCAUCUUGGGGAAGUAGCAAAACAGUCUGGAUGCAGCCCAAAACCCCCAACAACUUCCAGAGCUGGAAAUGCACAGUGUUCUGCAGAUGUAGGGACGUGUAGUGAUGCCAGCCUCUUGUCCGGUAGCAGUUCUCUUCCAGAGCCUGCUGUUUUUCCUGAUAAGCUGUUCACAGAAGAUGACUCCAGUGAUUUGACACAUGGAAUCCGUCAGAUUAUAUGUGGGAACCCCGCCAAGGGCCUCCAUGCGAGAAGGCAAAAGCUAGGUCCACCUGCUCUGACGACAGAAAACCUUUGUAGCUCUGGAGGAGGAAGUGAUCUGCAGCAGGAAAAGGUGUCCCCUGACCUGGGAGCAUGGAUGGAGCAGCACAAGGGGUGCCUGCAAACAGAUCAGCAAGAACAAACCAGCCAAGCUCAGAAGGUGAAUGAGGGUAAAGACUGGAGCCUGACUGACAGCUCAGAAGAUAAGUUGAGAGAGGCCUGUGAUGAGGACCUCAUGGAAAGGAUUUCACUUGACCCUUCUUCCCACUCCUUCUCAGGCUCACCACAGGCUCAGGAGGGUGCAGUGUUCUCCAACACAAAACGUUGUCUAAUUCCAUCACCUCCGAAAAACCCUUCACCUGCCUCUGCAGUGAAUGUUGCAGCAAAACCCUGGAAAACAAGGAACCACAGGGGCCUAAAAAUACCCAGCCAAGAGGAGGACAGGCAGUGUACACAGCAACGCCAGUCAAAGUCUCAUCAAGAGAAUUCAGCCCAGCCUGUGGGCAAAGAACCUGCUCUCCUGAGCUUGCACAGCACGCUGGCUGCCUUGGGACCCCAAGGGCAGCACCAGCCUGUGGGCUACACCCACCAGCAAAGGCCCAUUCCAUGGCCAGCAGCUGCUGGGUCACCAAGGAUCAGGCCCAUCGUGGAUGAGAGCUUUUCUAAAGAGAUCAACCACAAGCAUCCAGCUGCCUGCUCAUCCACAAAAGCUUCUCAGAGGUUUAGGCCAAUGAAUUCUGCUUGGCCCCUGACAGCCAGGUCCAUUCUGCAGUCACUGCCAAACAAGUUCACUGCCACAAAAACAUCUCAGAACAGAAGUCCUCAGUCCUAGAAGAUUCCAGUUGCCAGCGUGUUGGAGCUGUGUACACAGUGUGGCCAUGAAGGAUCAGUGCUAUCUUGCAGCUUCUUCUGCAAGCUAAAUACAGAGCAGUUCAAACAAGUAAUAUGAUUUGCCUCAAUUCAGGAUACAGCUGGUCCAGAAAUAUUUUAAGAGCAACCACUAAUUUUACUGAAAUAUUUUAAGAGCAACCAAUGAGCUAAUGAACUUCUUAUUACAGAAAAAUGUGGUUAUUUUUGCAACUUAUCCACACUAAAACAGAACAAAUCCUAUCAUACUUCCUCUCAUCCUCACCAUGCCCAGCUCUGUGAGUCAGGCAGGGACACCAAACAAAGUAGAGCAUGGAGUCUGCUGUCUGUGGAGUAGGCUGGUGGAGGUGACCUACCAGCAGCCAGCAAUGUCUUUUGCAGUCCUGGAUGUUUAAUGUGUGAGGGCAAAAACCAAGGGCUUGAGAGGAAGUGUUGACCAGAGCAGGUUCUAAGGGAGGGGUGCGCUGCCUGAGGAAGAGCCCAGGAAGGCUGGGUGGUUUCAGAGUUCAUGCCCCACAGGAGCUCAUCCUAUUCACAGGCACUGGAAGUUCUUGUAGGAUGCAUUGCUAUGGGAGAAAAUGCUGAAUAAGUGGCCUAUCCCAAUAUUUACAUGUUUGUUUGCUCCAUAGCUACCAGGAAUGAUUUGUCUCACUUCCUCUGAAUAGACAUCGCAUUCCAGAAUUUCCCUAGCAGAGCUGACUUCUGUCAGCAGGUGUCAGAGCAUCCUCUGCAUGUGCCUUUCACCUCCAUCCCAUUUCUAGCAUUUUCAGAUCAAAUAGACUCUCCGAUUUAUUAUAAUUUGAUAAUUUUAAGUGAUGAUGCAGCAAAGCAGGGGAGUAAGGGAAUAAUCUCUUUAUUUUUCAACAGGGCAUUUGCUUCAUGUUCAAAUAACAUCCAAAACAUCUGUCUUAGUGACUGCAGUCUGUGAGAUGCUGUUCCAAAUGACUGUGCCUUACAACUUUAUUGAUGUUACAUUCUGAAACCAAGCGUCAUCACAUUUUUUCCAGUUUAAAUUACUAGGUUAAAUUACAUUUUUUAAAUCACUUUAUAAAACAGUAAUUACAUUAUGAGUUAAUGAAUUGGUUUAUGCUUCCUUUCUGCUGUCCAUCUUCAAAAAGCAGAAUAAUAGAAAAAGCUCUAAAACUUCCUUUUGUCAUGGUGCUCCUCGCACCACUUUAUCUUACAAAACAGUCUAGAGCUUGAACCAAGUUUGCCCAGUUUUGGUGUGCCCUAGCAGAAAUCAUCUAUCAAAAUUAAUUUAAAACUAUGUGAUAUGUGAUUUUAUGAAUACUAUGGAUGCAAGCAGGGUUUCACCCAGCAACAGUGCCUGUGUCCUUAAAUAGACUCCAAAAUUUGACUUUUGGCCAGUGUCACUGACUGUACCAUCACACACAGAAAAAGCUGGCCUUGUAAAAGAAAGAAGACACUGACAGCAGUGACCCUUCUUUAUAUCCAGGGUCAUACCAGGGGGUGAUGGGUAGGACUGUCUUCUCCAGAUAUUCAGAGCCUCCCUCUCAAUCAAUAUCUUUCAUUUCAAAGGGGUGGAGGGGAAAAAAAGAUCAGUGUAUGUAUAAACUGGGUCUGGGCAUGAGCAUCUGCAGAGACAAAACUCUUGGUACAGAUCUGGAAAGUCUCUCAAAAGCAUCUGUGGUCUCACCUCGCAGCAAACUCCACUUGGCUCCGUAUGUGCACAGAGCAAGAAGCUUCUCUGAGCUGGCAGAGAGGAUGUGGAGAAAUGGUCAGAAAAAAACCAGUUCUGCCCUCGUGUGUGGGAAAUUAGUGCCUGAGGGCUUCAUCAAAACCAUUUAACUCAGGGUUUCCCGUUGUUCCUCCCCAUCAGGCACCCCAGUGGUAACCCUCAGAGCUGCAGGCUCUGUGUGACCUUCAGAACAGCCACUCCAGCCCUCAUUAAGCAUCUCUGCCCCACUAGUGGCCUAACCAAGGCAGUCACAUGCUGCAUGGUGGUGUGGCAUGUUCAGAGGGGCAGAUGUACAGUCUACCUGUUGAUCACUGGGUCAGCUGGUGGCACCAGCCCCUCAGGUGUGGAUAUAUCCAUAGGGAUGGACAUAUCAGACGUCCUGGAUGCCACCUGCUCUUGUGUCUGUGGGGAUUUAGUGUCCAGAACUGAGGGGCCAGCCUGUCAUGUGUGGAACAGCAGACAGGCUUGCUAAGAGGGCAACUUUGUGAUCACAGCCCAGUCUGAUGGGGAAGAAGGGCUGGUAGCCUCCUCUAUUCUCUUUGCCAGUAGUGGGUGCACCUCAGGGUUUCCCAGGGCUGCCAUGCUGUUGUCUGUUGCAGUUUCCAGAACAAGGAAAAUAAACAGGACCAUUACUGUCUGGACAGCUA